Messenger RNA from Boeremia exigua, 1220 nucleotides. Its product is annotated as DNA-directed RNA polymerase. The record is from RefSeq and is a predicted model, not a curated record. Gene Ontology annotation, cellular component: RNA polymerase II, core complex. The coding region runs from base 173 to 1174 and encodes 333 amino acids. Gene Ontology annotation, biological process: DNA-templated transcription. Lineage: Eukaryota; Fungi; Ascomycota; Dothideomycetes; Pleosporales; Didymellaceae. Gene Ontology annotation, molecular function: DNA-directed RNA polymerase activity; protein dimerization activity. The transcript has 3 exons.
GCCUUGCCCUUUGAGCUCUAUCACUUCAAAGACAACCGCAGAUCCUAGCUGCACCACGUACCCACUUACCCACAUACACGCUGCUCUCCACCGCCCGCCGCAGUCGCGUCGACACUCUGCCACCUCCUUAAUACCCCUCUCUUCCACGUCGACGCGUCAAUACCAGCCUGCGAUGGAUUACGACACCGAGGGCGGCGCAAUCAACGUGCGCUUCUUACAGGCCGACAACCAGCGCGCGCAGUUCAUCGUGCAAAAUUUCAACCUCGAGACCGCCAACUCGCUGCGGCGAGUGAUGCUCGCUGAGAUCCCGACCAUCGCCAUCGACGUCGUCGAAGUCCUCGACAACACCUCCGUCCUCGCCGAUGAGUUCGUCUGUCACCGCCUUGGCCUUGUUCCCCUGUCAUCGAGGGGCGUGGAGGACCUGUUAUAUUCGCGCGACUGCGACUGCGAAGGCUACUGCGACAACUGCUCGGUCAUCUUGACGUUGAACGCAAAAUGCACGGGUAGCGAAAUCAUGAAGGUGUAUGCGCGGGAUUUGGUGAUCGAGAGCAACAGACCCAACGACGAAGUUGGGCGGCCAGUGAUCGUGGAUCAGGAGGGCACAGGCAGCUGUAUAGUGAAACUGCGGAGAGGGCAGGCCAUUCACAUGCGCUGUAUUGCGAAGAAGGGUAUCGCAAAGGAGCACGCGAAAUGGGCGCCGUCUUCAGCCAUAGGCUUUGAGUACGACCCGGCGAACAAGCUGCACCACCUCGACUACUGGCACGAAGAGGACCCUGAAACAGAAUGGCCCAAGGACGAAGAGCGCAUAAACCUCGACGGCGGUCCAGCCAACCCCGACGAACCGUUCGAUUACAACGCUGUACCAUCCCGCUUCUUCUACGAUGUUGAGACUGUAGGCGGCCUCGACCCAGAUCAGAUUGUCACAAAGGGCAUCUCAGUACUCCAGACAAAGCUGGCAGAGGUGAUUCGAGAGUUACAAGGAGGCGUAGGGCCGGAGGGCGCAGGCUUCGAAGGCGCGCAAAGCCCCACAAUGAACGGAGGCUAUGGCGGUGGACCAGACGCGGGAUACACAACACCCGGGUAUGGUGGCGCGAGUCAGUGGGGAGGCGCAGGCGGUGCGCAGGGCGGAACGACACCAUACGGUGCGACGCCUUACGGAGGGUCUGGCUGGUAGAACGUCGAUAUACGACAUUGCAUGGGCGGCGUUAAAAAAGGAUCAA